GGCAUUUAUACAUAUAAAAAUGUAUAGGAUAUAAUAUUAAACAUUUUACCUGAGUCUUACUUAUACUUUUUCAAAGUUCAAUUUGUGAAAUCUUGCAUAUAAGUAAAAAUAAUCGGUUGACUGAAACAUUUAUCAUGUUAUUAGAGAUCUAUAGAAAAAAUAUUUCAUGGAUAUGCCUUUCUAUGUUGUACAAAGAUAUUCUGCGGUGCUAGUAUCAUGUACUUAAUAUGUUAAGAAAGACAAAAAAGUUGAAAAUGCUUCCAAGUAUUGCAGUAAUCAUAAUUAUGCCAUUAAAUAUGGAUUUUCAUGGAUGUAACUGUAAAAAUGUAACAAUUACAGAGGGAAUAUUUGGAGAAGUCUGGAUUGAUAAUAAAGAUCAAAUUUUCAAUGACCCUCUAACAAAAAUGGUAAAAUCAUAUACUAUGAUAAAUACUAAUCGAAUGGAAGUUGUUAUUAUUACCUGGGGUGCUACAAUUGUAUCAUUAAAAUGUCCAGAUAAAUAUGGACAUUCUGUUGAUAUUGUCCUUGGUUUUGAUGAUAUGAAAGGAUAUUCAAAUCCUGUAACAAAUCCAUUUAUUGGCUGUAUAUUAGGCAGAUGUGCAAAUCGCAUUAAAAAUGGAUAUAUCACUAUUAGAGGCAGAGAUUAUGAAUUGACAAAAAAUGAUUUUAAUGGAAAACACCAUUUACAUGGAGGGACAAAUGGAUUUGGUCGUAAAGUUUGGGAUUCCUAUAUUGCUGGCUGUUCAGUUAUUAUGAGUUACUUAAGUCAAGAUGGUGAGGAGGGCUAUCCAGGUGCAGUAUUAACUACAAUAAAGUUUAAAUUGACUCCAGAAAAUAAGCUUGACAUAUAUAUGAGAGCAACAACUUCAAAGCCAACAAUAGUGAAUUUAUCACAUGGUUCUAUGUUUAAUUUAGCUGGACAUGACUCUGGAGAACUUGAAUUACGAAAGCAUAAAGUAUUAUUGAAUUGUGAUCGUUGGACAUUUGCGGAUUACACAGAUCCAGUUCCAACAGGUGCUAUACAUGGUGUAGGUGGAACAGUGAUGGACUUUCGAAUACCCCGAAUUUUAGGAAAAUACAUGGGCAAGGUACCACCUGGGGAAGGUUAUGAUCAUAAUUUAUGUGUUACAAAAAGUGGACAAUCUGGUAGUUCAUUUGUUGCCAAAGUAUGGCAUGUAAAAAGUGGACGUGCUUUAGAAAUUUAUUCAGAUCAACGUGGAGUACAGUUUUAUACUGGAGGUCGUUUACCACCUUAUAUUAUUCCAGAAUUUUUGUCUAGUAAUGAUUUAUUAGAAGACAUUGAAGAAGAUGAAAUUGGUGAAGUUUAUAACACUGAACAAGAUGAGGAAGAAGAAAUGGAAGUUGAAAAAAAUUAUAAAAAAAUAAUAACUGUGCCAAAAAAAUUAGAAUUUAUUUUAGGAAAACAUGGAGCUCAUUAUAAAAAAUAUUGUGCUUUUAGUAUUCAACCACAAAAUUAUCCUAAUGCAAUACAUUAUGUAAGUAUAUAUAUAUGAAACAUUUUGGCUUUUUUACUACAAUUACAAAAAUUAACAUACAAAAUAAAUUGUUUUCAGUCACAUUUUCCAUGUUCUAUAUUAUAUCCUGGUCAAGUUUAUUACCACGAUCUGACAUAUAAGUUUGAAGUGCAUCUUGCAAAUUAUAUGUAAAAGCUAUACAUUUUAUAUUUAUAUUAAAAUAUUUUAUAUCUAUAUUAAAAAAAAAGACCUGAUAAAAGAGUAGUUUUAGUAAUGUAAUAGUAAUAUGAUAGUAAUUAAUUAAUUUAUACUGUCAUUUCUUUUAUGUUAUUUUUUUAUCAACUACUUUUAUCAAUUUUCUUUUUAUUAAAAAAUUUAGCUACAGCACUCAUUGUGCUACCAAAAUUUUUAUGAACAAUUAA
Messenger RNA from Heterotrigona itama, 1897 nucleotides. The record is from the annotation of a GenBank genome assembly. NCBI's taxonomy places the organism in Eukaryota, Metazoa, Arthropoda, Insecta, Hymenoptera, Apidae.